This is a messenger RNA of Alosa sapidissima (American shad), 2302 nucleotides long. RefSeq names its product family with sequence similarity 163 member B, genome duplicate a (gene fam163ba). Lineage: Eukaryota; Metazoa; Chordata; Actinopteri; Clupeiformes; Clupeidae. The record is from RefSeq and is a predicted model, not a curated record. Bases 1360 to 1998 code for a protein of 212 amino acids. The transcript has 3 exons.
CUCUGGCAGUGGGGGAGUGGCUGAGUGCACACGUUCGUCAGCCCACACCACCAUCUACCGUUCCCGCCUGGAAAAUAUACCGCGCUUCAGGUCCGAAUUAGUUUAAUGUGCCAUUCGCCCAUAGCCAGUUCUCGGACUGAUGAGAAAAGAUAAUUCUGCCAGACAUCAAUGUUAAGUAAUCAUUCAUACUCCCGUUGCGCGCAUUUGGCCAGUUCCGCGGGACAUUAAUGGACGCUGGGAGACUCGGUCUUCGUUUCUCCCAGUGAUGUGACCGCUACAACCUCUCCGAGGAGCAUCACUGCUGCACGGAAUUGUCGCCCAGUCGCCACACGCAUUGUAAGCGCGCGGGGGAGAUUUAUAGGGGGUUUCAGACCGCGAGAUCAGCAGCUGCAAUUACUCCGCGCGAAGAUCCGGGGAACAGCAAGCUGCUCAGACGUACGGUGGCCCCGAGCGUCCGUGCAGCGACGAGGCAGAGGCGGCAGGCAGGGAAGGCUGCUAAUUCCUUGCGGUUUGUGCGACUGAGAAGGGCUUGAGCUUGCUCGCAGAAUAAUGGGAAACUGCUUCGUUACGAGGAGCUGUUUUAAUUUCCCAGUUGCAGACAGGCAAGUGGCGGGGCUUCACUAAGAGUGCGCCUGUUUGGUGUGGUUUGAUUGGGAGCCUUCUUGAACACACGGGGCCGUUUUUAUUCCUCGGCACAAGCAGACGGAGUGUAGGGCUCUACUACAUAACAACCUCGUCGUGGGAAAUAUACCAUCUUAUUUGUGACAUGUGUGAUAUGUGAGCGCCCUUUGAUCCUUGUCGCAGCAAUCAUUUUGGAAGUUACAAUCUUUUUUGUAAUUUCCUUGUUACUGAUAUUCAGUAGACCAAAGGAGGAACGACUAAUGUAAAGUUGAGACACUGAUUUUUGUCUGAAAGCACUACUACUGCGGACUAACUUACUUUCGUGACUUGAGACGGGAUUACUGCGCCAGUAAGUCUUCAGAGAGUUUGAUGAUGAAACGGGACACAAAAUUAUAUUCAGGCAUAGCCCGUUAUUCCAGUUGAAUCGCCUACAUGGAAUCGACGACUUGAAAGGGAAGUGUGUUUUAUUUUAUUGUUUUCUUUCACAUGUAAGAUUCUUUUGUCUUCUUUUGACGCGAUUGGCUACUGUGACAUUAGCUCGUGUCCUCCUCAUGUUGAAGCCGCUGGGGUUACCCAUAGCCGACCAAACUAUCUCCAAACAUCAGCCCGCGGCACUCGGAAGCAACUGCCAACUUCACCCGAGACCCAGGGCUGAGCAUCAUCAAGCCCGUACCUCCUGCUUAUGUGAUCUGCCUCAUUUCUAAGGUUUCUGGAGGGUGUUGAUGGAGAGGAUUUCGAAUGACAGCCGGGACAGUGGUCAUCACAGGAGGAAUUUUAGCAACUGUUAUCUUACUAUGUAUCAUUGCUGUACUGUGCUACUGUAGGCUGCAGUAUUAUUGCUGUAAGAAGGAAGAAUCGGAGUCGGAGGAGGAGGAGCCGGACUUCGCUGUGACGUCGCGCCUCCCGCCCGUCCACUCCAACCACAACCUGUUGGCGGCCUCCGCAGCCACGGCAACGACUGGCCACACCAUCGGGGUGGGUGGCGGCGGGGGCAUCGCCACAGCCAAUGGCCCCGUGGCCCUGUUCACGCCCCCCGCGACGCGCAAGCUGACGCGCUCACACACCUUCUGCCCGUCGUGCACGUCGCGCUACGAGCUGCCCUUCUACCUGCAGCCGCCCGCGCCGCCCGUGGUGGAGAGCCACCUGCGCAACGGCGGCGAGCGCCUCAGCUACCGCGCCGUGCAGCAGCAGGACCUGCAGCUGCCCGUGGAGAUGCCUGUGCCCAGGUACGCCCACGCGCACCCGCACCACCAGCAGGCCCUGCACCACCCACAGGCCCUCCACCCACCGGCGCCUAGCAACAAGCUCAACCUGACCCGCUCCGUCACCAUGCGCGAGAUGUUCACGCGCAGCUGCAGCAUCAGCACCGACGUCUAGCGCCGGACCUCAACCGGAGCUGGAACUGAAAUGGGAUCAGGAUCGGGGAGCACCACUGAUUAAGUUAAGCAAAACUGGACUGGGUCAAGGAUUGGGUCAGGUGCUCGUGUGACUCCGACUGGGCAGCUAGCUGGGGUUCGAACUUAAAUAUGCCGUUUUUUUAUUCCAGAGAACUCUUGUCUACAUGGAGAUGAACCACGUUGUGCAAUUCAGGCAUCUCUUUUCUCUUUGUCCUCUGCCCUCUGUGGAUGUCAUUAUGAGGGCUCGGAGACGCUACCUGUCAGAUUCUCCCAGGGCCAGGGGC